GGAAGUGGGUCGUCUCGCUGUUGAUCACGUAAUGCCGCGGCGCUUGAGGCGAUUCAGCUGGCUGGUGCGUAAGCGGCGAGCGACACCUGGUGCGGCCCGCUCGGUUCCCACUGCGCCCGCGACCCCGGCUUCGACGCCAGCUGCGGCCCGGCCGCCGCCUAAACAUGGACUCCGCCGGCCAAGAUAUCAACCUGAAUUCUCCUAAUAAAGGUCUGCUCUCCGACUCCAUGACGGAUGUUCCUGUCGACACAGCGGUGGCCGCCCAGGCUCCUGCUGUGGAGGGUCUGACAGAUGCCGAGGCGGAGGAGCUCAGGGCUGAGCUUGCAAAGGUGGAGGAGGAAGUUGUCACUCUGCGCCAGGUGCUGGCAGCCAAGGAGAGGCACUGUGGAGAGCUGAAGAGGAGGCUGGGCCUUUCUACCUUGGAGGGCCUGAAGCAGAACCUGUCCAGGGGUUGGCAUGAUGUACAGGUGUCUAACGCCUACGUGAAAACUUCUGAGAAACUUGGAGAGUGGAAUGAGAAAGUGACCCAGUCGGACCUAAUCACUGACCUUCUGGAAACUGAGAUAAACUCAAAUGUCUUAGCGAUUUCAAGAUAUUUCCAGACUCUUGCUGGGAAGCGACGUGUUUUGAGGCCCGGGCCCUGCUGUGCUCUACAAGAAGACCCAGGAAACCCUCUCUCAGGCAGGACAGAAGACCUCAGCAGCCCUGUCCACCAUGGGCUCUGCCAUCAGCCGGAAGCUUGGGGACAUGAGGAAUUCUGCCACCUUCAAGUCAUUUGAGGACCGAGUUGGGACCAUAAAGUCUAAGGUUGUCAGUGGCAGAGAGAAUGGCAGUGACAACCUUCCCUCCCCGACCGGGAGUGGAGACAGACCCCUGCCCGAUCACACGCCCUUCUAAGCCCGUAGCGGCUUUGCCCAGCCACGGAACAAGCACACCGUCAUCGCCACAACUGCAACUUCGAGCGGCGGGUGUUGAGAACAAUCACGCCAUCCCCGUGGAGACGUGGCUGCCGCGCUCGCAUGGGUCAGAGAACAUGUCUUGUACACAGAUGCCUCCCCUUCUGUCGGCAGAUCAGCAAAUCACUGCGCCGUCCUGCCUUGGAGCAGGAAGCGGGCAGGGUGGUGGGUCCCAGGGUGGGAGCCGAAGCCAAGCUCCUGUUGGGAGUCUUGUUAGUAGAUCAGCAUGUUGAAAGCGGGGUGGGGGGGGGGGGAGAGCGAUAAGUAUAAAAACUCCUUCCCUGAGUCGCAGAAGGAAGAGCCAGCCCUGCCUGAUCUGCAGUUUUAUUUCAAAAUGCCAAACAGGAAAACUCCCCAUUUUCUGAGAGCUUCCAGAAGGCUGAGUAGCAGCAGAUGCCUAACCAUUACACUAAUGAUCUAGCUUUAAGAAAAGCAAAUUCUUUAUGUUUUAAAAGCAGUGGGUUUUUCAGAAAGUAAAACUACGCAAAGCAGCUUUAGCCUCACAGUUAGAAAGUGUUAUUCCUUUGGACUCAAGCUGAAGUGCACGCCUUAUACUGCCUUAUGUUUUAUUUGUUUCUAAUGUUUUUAUAUAUAUAAACGAGGGUUCCUUAGUGGAUUUUGAGCGCUGUGUAAAAUCCUGCAUCCAGCCGAGGGGCAGCACCUCUGUGUCAGUGGUGUGUUUUAUUUCACGAGUGCGUUCCAUCCCCGUAUAGAAAACUGGCUUCUCGCUCCUCUCAGUGACCGGGGCAGCUCCCACUGGCUGGUGGGGGUGGGAGAAAGAAAGACCAGCACCUUCACAGAGGGCUGGCGCUGCCCCUGUACAGGCUGGGCCUGGCUGGCACGUCACCGAUCAGCGGCUCCAACCUGGGUGUGUGGCACACGCCAGGGCCAGCGAGCAACAGGCAGACCCCGCAGGUAGGUCAGGGCCAGGGCGUCGGGUCAGCUGGGACUCUGCUGUUGCCUUUUCUCAGGAGCUACAAAGAUCUCUUUCUGCUCCGAUGCUGCCACAGCCCAGCAGCCUCUCACCCAGGGCUCCAUGUCUGGCGCACCUGGAGGGGCGCUCUGUGCCUUACAGGCUCUUAGCGGGCAGAGACCUCGCCGGCAUCUGUGCACUCUUGAAGGGAAGGAGCCGUCAGCUCAGUGUCUUCUCUGGUCGACUGUGAUGUGCUGUCUGGUACCUGAGUGUCUGCUGGUCACUUCAGACACACUGGGGGGUGGGGGGUGGCUGCAGUCCACACUCGUGCCUUGGGAGGAACGCUGCUCUGUGCUCCUUCCCCAGGGUUGGACUCUCUCAGAUGGGGUGUGAUGGGAAGGCAGGAUGCAGGUGUAAUAACUGAUUUAUCUUUUCCUUAAAGUAGAUAACGGGUGAUUUGUCAAUAAAGCAUUCCUUUGGGGGAGAACCCACUUAA
Lagenorhynchus albirostris (white-beaked dolphin) is the source of this 2365-nucleotide messenger RNA. It is a transcript of the gene TPD52L2, whose product is annotated as TPD52 like 2. Gene Ontology annotation, cellular component: cytoplasm. The record is from RefSeq and is a predicted model, not a curated record. The coding region runs from base 165 to 779 and encodes 204 amino acids. The transcript is spliced from 8 exons. Lineage: Eukaryota; Metazoa; Chordata; Mammalia; Artiodactyla; Delphinidae.